UGCGCUUCAGGCAAUGGUGGCGCUGCGAGUGCCUCCUGCCGCUUGGUAGCGUUUGGAAGCGACUCGCCGCUGAGGUCCAAGCAGCCGUUCGUUUCGUGUAGGGCGGCCGGGAAAGGUUCCUGAGCGCUGAGCGCGGCGCCCCGCAGGCGGAGUGGGCGGGCUGCGCUGGGCCGGUGUGUGCCCGGCGCGCGCCAGAGGUCCUGCACAGCCGCCGCCGUCGCCUGGAUGCCAGAGGCUCCCCGGGAGCCGGCGGCCAAGGGCACUCAGCGGCAGCUGGAGGAGGAGGAAGAAGAGGAAGAGGAGGAAGAAGAAGAGGGCGACGAUCCCGGGCGCGGAGCGGGGGGCCUUUCCGGGGCAAGCUGAUCCUGGCCAUGGCCUCCAACUUUAACGAUAUAGUCAAGCAAGGCUACGUGAAAAUCCGCAGCAGGAAGCUCGGGAUUUUCAGGAGAUGCUGGCUGGUCUUCAAGAAAGCUUCAAGUAAAGGACCUCGAAGGCUAGAAAAAUUUCCAGAUGAGAAGGCAGCAUAUUUCAGAAAUUUUCACAAGGUAACAGAGUUACACAACAUCAAAAACAUAACCAGACUGCCUCGAGAAACCAAGAAGCAUGCAGUAGCAAUUAUCUUUCAUGAUAAGACAUCAAAAACAUUUGCCUGUGAGUCAGAGCUUGAGGCAGAAGAGUGGUGCAAACAUCUUUGCAUAGAAUGCCUUGGAACUAGACUUAAUGAUAUAAGCCUUGGUGAACCUGAUCUACUUGCUGCUGGAGUUCAAAGAGAGCAAAAUGAACGAUUCAAUGUAUAUCUUAUGCCUACACCAAAUUUAGAUAUCUACGGUGAAUGUACAAUGCAGAUUACACAUGAAAACAUUUAUCUCUGGGAUAUCCAUAAUGCUAAGGUUAAACUGGUCAUGUGGCCUCUCAGUUCUUUGAGAAGAUAUGGGCGUGAUUCAACAUGGUUCACUUUUGAAUCUGGAAGGAUGUGUGACACAGGAGAAGGGCUAUUUACCUUUCAGACAAGAGAAGGUGAGAUGAUCUAUCAGAAAGUCCACUCUGCAACCUUGGCAAUAGCUGAGCAACAUGAAAGAUUGAUGAUGGAGAUGGAACAGAAAGCACGGCUUCAGACCAGUUUAAUUGAACCAAUGACGUUACCUAAGUCAAUCUCACUUCCUCGUAGUGCAUACUGGCAUCACAUCACUCGGCAGAACAGUGUGGGAGAAAUAUAUAGUUUACAAGGGCACAGUCUUGCAAAGGUGGCUCGUGCACAGACAUUUCCCAGCUACACCUCAGAACAGGGUGAGGAGCAUGAGCCACGCCUGUCCCUUUCCAGCAGCUAUGGAUUCAGCUACAGCUCGGACCUUGUGCAAUGACACACAUCUGGUGUUUGAACAGAGAGACACUCUAACGUGGAACCUACCCGCAAGACCUGGAAGCCAUUGAUCUUUCUUUGGGUGUCCUGAGAAGACAGUUGGUAGUGAAAACCGAGAAGUCUCCCGCCUGAUGACAGUGGAAGUGAAAGCUUGGAUCACUGCUUCACUUGAGGCAGACGUCUAAGUCUUUUAUUUAUUUAAAUUUUAUAGUUGUUUUUGUCCAUGUUUUUUUAAAAGAAGAAUUCCCUUGAAAACCAUGGAUGUAUGCAGCUGAUGUUUCUGCAUAACCACAAACAUUAUGUGCUCUAAGAGGGUGGAUGUCAUGUUUGCAAUAUUAGGCUUUUGAUCACCUCUGCCAUCAGAUCUGCUUGUCCAUGACAGUAACCACUUUUAUCUCCAAGGCAUCAGCCUGGCUCAUUCUUAAAUGUUAACAAAACUUCAAAGGGUUUGGAAGGCUUCCUUCCGAUAAUUAUGCACAUUUUAGUCCCAUUAACCUCCAUGGGAUUUAUGCAUGUCUAUCUUUAGGACAAUAGCCUAAAGUUUCACUUGUGAGAAAAAGCCAGUGACUCUUAAUCAGAUUCUCAUUAUUAAAAUUAAUACCCAAGAUAGAUAAAUAGAUAGAUACUGUCAAUGGGAUGGCAUGGUGAUGCUUAGUAGCCUUUCAGAAAAUAGAUUGUGUCGUGUUAUUAAGAGGUAAUUUGCCUAGAAUAUUUGCCACACUGAAUUUUUAUGCCCAGACUUGCUCUUAUCUAUGUGCAUUCUGAACCUAAUAAUCCACAGCUUUCUACUGGGAACAGUGGUUAUAGAUGUCAAGGAAGACCGUGUUUACAAUGCACUUGUCAAAGUCUUCCUUUUGUAGAUAAUUUUUGGAUAGUUGAAUUUGUAGUCAGUAUACUUUUAACCCUGUAUACUGUGCAGGUAAGAUUUGACCUCACAUUACUUGAUGGCAGCCCAACAUUCCAUAGUUUUACACAGCAAGAUGCCUGGCGGGUAGAAUAAUUUCAAGAGCAGUUGUUCUUAUGGAGGUCUUUUAGGCAACAACAUGGAUUUUCUCUCUUCCUUAUACAGCACAGGUGUCAAACUUGCGGCGUCACAUUGCUGUCACGUGAUACAAUGCAACGUUUUUCCCCUUCAUGGAGCUGGGAUGAGCGUGGCCUGUUGAUACCCCUAUUAUACAGCAUUCAUUUUGUGGUGGAUUCCCUGUACUAAUAUGUUACUCAGUUUUACCCAGGUCAUACAUACAGAUCCAUUUUAUUACAGGUAGUCCUCACUUAACAACCACUGUUGGGACAGGCAAGUCUGUCACUAAGUGAUGUCACCUUCAAGCGAAGCAUCAUGUGACUGCAAUUUGCAAUUUCCUGCCAGCUUUUCCAUUGACUCUGCUUGUCAGCUGUGAAGUGAACAAAUAGCAAUGUGCAACGAUUAUAGAAAUGCUUUAACAGUCAUAAGCAUGUGGCAAGCGCGUGUGGCAUAAAGUUAUUUGUUCAGUACUGUUACAACUUUGGUCAAUAAACAGGACACUUGUUAAGUGAGGAUUAUCUGUAAACAAUGACUUUUUAGUCCUUCCUACAAUCGCACGGAACUGGAUUGUUUAAAACUGCAGAGUCUUUUAUUGGCAUAUUUUGCCUAUUUCAAAUUUUUCCAACUCUAUAAAACAAAUGGUGAUAACAAUGAGUAGGAGAAGUGAAACUAUUGAAGAUCUGAGUAUUUCAGAAAAAUAUUUUUGAAAUCCAACAUGUGUCAUGGUUAUACUAAUUUGUCAGAUUUAGCUCCAUUUCUUCAGGUUUUUCAUCAAUACAAUAUCAUUUGUUACCACCCUCUGUACCCCUCAUAUGUUACGUUUGAAUAUUAUUCCGUACCAAAACCAAAAUUUUGCAAACUGAGGAUGUCAACAUUGAAAAUAUGAUCAUUGAUUAUCUUCAAGCACUAGAGAAAAGGGACACAAAAAUGGCCUUGUGCAGUUGAUCUCUAAAGCAAAUCUGGCCAUUUGGAAUGCAAACUACUUAGAGUGGCAUUUUUAACUACUUUGAAUUGAGUUUAGAAGCAAACUAAAUUAGAUCAAAGAAAUAUUGAAACUUGAAACACAUGCUUCACAUAAUAGUCCCCUUGCCAAAAGAAUCUGGCAAUGUUAUUCUGCAUUCCAUACAAUGUUUGAAUGUCUGGUAUCACCCUUCAGGGUAAAAGAGGUUUUUUCUUCAUUUUUGCCUAUAGCCCAAUUCUAAACUGAUUAAAAUAAAAUAAAGUCACAGUCACAGCAGUGGUAAAUGCUCGUGUGUAAUUUAUCUAAGGCAUCAACCUUGAAGUCAUUUCCAUGGUAGAACAAGGUCAGAAGAACUAAAAUAAAGUAAAGCUUUGUACUGGAGCACAUCCAAUGUAUGGAUCUUCUCCCCCACAGGCAUAUACUCAAGAAUGUUAUUUUUGAGAAAGCCUGAAUCUUUGGUAAAUGUUGUGACUUGCAAAUAAAUGGCACAGAAAGAAAUCAAGUAGGGUCCCCACCCUUUUUUGAGAUGAAAUAGCACUCACGCUGUCCAUUAAAAUGAGAUGUAUAAGAAAUCAGUUGAGAUGUAGGCAUGGUGAAACAAAAAUGAAAGCAAAAAGAAAAUUUUCCUAUCCAGGAUCUUUAAUCCUCCAUAAAUGUUGUCAAAACAAACACAUACAGUGAGCAAUCAUCAGAAAUUAUUUCCUGCCAGCAGGCUGCUCCAUCAUUGAAGUUUCUGCUUUUCAUUGUUUUAUCAAACCAGCACAGAACAUGUUGAAAGGAAGAGAAUCGAGUUUCCCAUUCCACUAAAAGAUCAAGUUUUAUCUACCACAGUUCGAUGGAAAGAAUUUUGCUUUUAUUCCUUUUGUAAACAAUGGGAAGGAAAUGUCUACUUCAAUUAAACAUUUCUUAAUACAUUGCAAUGGAAGAUUUUUCUUACCCAAGCUUUUCUUGCAGUCUAAUCCCUUGCAGGCUUAUACACCUCAGUGAAAAGCUGCUGAAUGAAACUAGUGGGUGAUCUGAUGAAAUUAAUCACUCUUCCCUCCAUGACAGCAUCUCUUCCCCUUAUUUUCUUUUAUCUUGCUCACCAUGUUUCCACUGACCAGACAGAGCAAGUUCCUCUGCAGGAGAAUGAUAAGCUACCUAUUACAACAAUGCAAAAUUACUGUUUCUGGUUGUGCUAACAUGCAACUGUUCUCUUGCUGUAGCUCUCAUCAUCCAUUUGACAAUUUUGGUAUGAAAUCACGCUCUUCUGGAUUAAUUAGGGUAUUAGUCAAUGUCACUAUAUAUAAAUUAUAUUCAUCCAAACAAGUUUUCUUUGAACUUAAAAGGAGGGAAAAUACACAGAAUGAUUUCCACUGAAUGAUUUCAAAAUGACUAAAAUUGAUCUCAUGUCCCAAACUAGAAUUGCCUCUAGAUACAUUUUUGAAAUAAUCCAUACUAUUGUUCUUUAUUUUCCCAUCAGAAAAUAACACUCAGAAAAGUCUCCUAUAUUCCCACUACAUAAUUCUGUGAGGUUUCAUUAUCAGAACCUGCUUUCAUUUAUCCAUCCUUUUCAGAAUUGCUAGGAUGGUGAACUUCAGUAACAGUAACAGAGUUGGAAGGGACCUUGGAGGUCAUCUAGUCCAACCCCCUGCUCACACAGGAGACCUGUGCUAGGGAUUUGAACUGCUGAACUGCCAACCUUUCUAAUCGACAAGCUCAGUGUCUUAGCCACCUAGUCAGCAGGUGUCAGUUACAGUCAGCUAGAGUCCAACAAAAAACAAUGCAACAGGCACAGAAACAUACAAAUACUAUGAAUGCAACUUUUUUUUCAAUGAAGUGUCUUUCGUAUAUUAAUUCCUAAACUUCCCAGCUAGCAUUCCUACAUUACCUAAGGGCUGCGGUUCUAACACUCCUAUACAGUGCCAUUUAAGGAAGGUCAACCUAAUGCAAGCUAUAUCAUAAAACCCUGAGUGUCUGUUUGAUAGUAACAGCCCUUCGAGUAAUGUCAUGUAAUUUACUUAUUCUUAGCAUCGCCUGUAAGAGCAACAUUUCACAAAAUGUACAGUUUCUAAAACUCUUCAGGGAUGGCCAUACUUUGAAAUGCCCUUAAAUGAGCUAAACUGUUAAAAGAAAACAAAUAUGUGUACUUGGGUCUAAUCAAAGGGGAGGGGUAUCCAGAUGAGAAAGGCAAAGCAAUAGCUCACAUUACCGAAUGGGUUUAGUAGAGCAUGCAGCCUUGCACAUCUAAACGGUCUUGCUGUUUCCCAUUCACCCGUGGGAAACAAGCUAUUCCACUGCACGGAGUUUUCUAGUUGACAGGCAGCCAGAUCUAUUGACCAAGGACCCUGUUAGAAUUCUUUGUACUUGACCAGCAAGACUGUUCUAAUUCAAGAAGAAUGCUCUCAAGAUUACUUUGGAUGUACGUUUCUUUUCAAAGAAUUCUGCAUGACCCUGGUGGGGUUCUAAGACAGGAUAGUCUUGGGGAGAAAGUGUGGUUUUUUUUCCCCAUUUCAUGUACAUGAACUAAAUUACAGGUAAUCCUUGACUUACAACCAUUCAUUUAGUGACCAAAGUUAAAAUGGCACUGGAAAAAAGUGACUUAGAACUAGUUUUCACACUUACGACCACUACAGCAUUCCCCAUGGUCCUGUGAUCAAAAUUUGGGUGCUUAGCAACUGGCACGUAUUUGUGACAAUUGCACUUUCCUGAGGUCAGGCAAUCACCGUUUGUGACCUUCCCAGCUGGCUGCCAACAAGCAAAGACAAUGGGGGAAGCCAGUUUCACUUAAUGACCACAUUGUUCACUUAACGACUGUGGCGAAAAGUUGUAAAAUAGGAUGCAAUUCGCUUAACAACUUUCUUGCUUAGCAAUAGCAAUUGUGGGCUCAAUUGUAGUCGUAAGUCAAGGACCACCUGUAUACUGCACCAUACUAUGUGAAGUGCAUCUCUGCAUGCCCGAUUCAAUGGUUUCACGGAAUGGAGAGUUCACUCAACAUUCUAUAGUGACCACUGAAGACAACUGCUGAUCAAACCAAAACAUAAAAAUGAAAGGUCUGUAAAAGGAAAUCUAAACACUGAAAUUAAUAAUGGUCAUAUUAUGUUAUCCUGAAGUUGUAAAUCUGAGUUAUUGAAAGAAAUAGAUUGCUUUGCACCAAUAUCCCAUCAUCAUUCUGAUAGAAAUCGAAGACAAGGUUUUGGUCUCCAUCUAAAUUAGAUCCCCUCUCCUUAUUCUUAAUAAUAUUUACAAACAUGCGUUUGUUAUCACAAGAAUUUUAUGACACCUGUAAGAUAUGCUUUGAUCUCUACAUGAUUGUUUAUUCACAAUUAACUGGUCCAGUCUAGUAAUUUAGUCUUUGGUUUUCAAUGAUGCUGUGAAGUUUGAAUACUGGAUUCAAGUAGGAUUAACACGAACUGCCUUCCUACCUCUUACUCAGUCUUUGCUAUUAUUUGAUACAGAGUGAACCUAGUUGUCAUCCCCUUUCCUCAGCUUGUUUCCCAAGAUAACAGUGAAUACUAAGAUCAUCCAUCAAUCCUCACUUUCUCCUUUCCCAUGUUGAUCUGCUUUUCAACCAUUUCAUUUUCCUUGGAGAAGCUAAACUAAGAAUCUCACACUUGAAAAUUCAUAAUGUAAAAUGUCAAUAAAGUUAAAUCAUUUUGGAGGAAGAGAAAAUUAUGAGCCAUAUAUAUUUCUCUAAGAUGUUGUUGAUUAUUUAAGAGAAGCUUCUGCCACCUUGGGUGAACGAAAGUUGUUUUAAGGGUAUAUGGGGCAGAAGCAGGAUUUGUGUGGCUUAAAAUGGCAUUCGGCUACUGUUCACUGAUGUGCUGUCUUGGCAGAAUGAUACAUUUACUGUUGUUUCUUGUUCUAUUAAUGGAAAGAUACCCUGCUCUUCUGCUCUGUGUGAUGUGAUGAUCCAGUUUUCCCUGUGAA
Molecule: messenger RNA, 7251 nt
Organism: Ahaetulla prasina
Lineage: Eukaryota; Metazoa; Chordata; Lepidosauria; Squamata; Colubridae
Gene: DOK6
Product: docking protein 6
Exons: 8
Coding region: 372-1361 (329 amino acids)
Biological process (GO): positive regulation of MAPK cascade; cell surface receptor protein tyrosine kinase signaling pathway
Cellular component (GO): cytoplasm
Source: RefSeq, a predicted model, not a curated record